CCAGAGACUGACAGACACUGUUCACUCAGGAUAUUGUUUUCUACCGAAUGGGGUGAUACUGCCUUCGCUUAAACAAAAGUGCUCUUGCCUAAAGCUGUUUAAGUCCAGUGAAGAUUUUUCUUGUUAUUUUGUACGUGGUGUAAAGCGGACAAAAGAGCACUCAAUAACAUGGCUGAUGUCAGCCAGAACAGCUCCUUUAAUCAAAGCUCAGAAUAUGGAAAUGUCUACAGACCACAGACAGUGUUCAGCGUCUUGACGUUCACCCUGCUGGCCAUGCUUGUGGUGGCAACAUUUUUCUGGAACAUGCUCGUCCUAGUCACCAUUCUUAGAGUCAGAACAUUCCACCGUGUGCCCCACAAUCUGGUGGCCUCCAUGGCCAUAUCUGAUGUUAUGGUGGCUGCUUUGGUGAUGCCGCUCAGCCUGGUGCAUGAGCUAAACGGCCGUCGUUGGAAGUUAGGUCGAGUUCUCUGCCAAGUCUGGAUAUCCUUCGACGUCCUGUGCUGUACAGCCAGCAUUUGGAACGUGACCGCAAUAGCCCUCGACCGUUACUGGUCCAUAACACGGCACCUGGAGUACACGCUGAAGACUCGAAAGAAGAUCUCCAAUGUGAUGAUUGGCUUGACCUGGCUGCUGUCGUCUGUUAUUUCCCUCUCCCCUCUGUUCGGCUGGGGGGAGACGUAUUCAGAGGAGGACAUGGAGUGCCAGGUGAGCCAGGAGCCGUCUUACACCAUCUUUUCCACAUUCGGGGCCUUCUAUCUGCCUCUUUGUGUUGUGCUGUUUGUCUACUGGAAGAUAUACAAAGCUGCUAAGUUCCGUAUCGGAUCAAAGAGGACCAACACCAUCACUCCAGUUGCAGAGGCUGGAGAGGUGAAAGAGGCCUCCAGGCAACAGCCUCAGAUGGUGUUCACGGUACGCCAUGCCACGGUGACAUUCCAGACCGACAGCGAGACGUGGCGAGAGCAGAAAGAGAAACGAGCAGCUCUGAUGGUGGGCAUCCUCAUCGGGGUGUUUGUCCUUUGCUGGAUCCCUUUCUUUCUCACCGAGCUCAUCACGCCGCUCUGCUCCUGCCACAUUCCACCAAUAUGGAAGAGUGUCUUCCUCUGGCUGGGUUACUCCAACUCCUUCUUCAAUCCGCUCAUUUACACAGCCUUCAACAAGAACUAUAAUAACGCUUUCCGAAAUCUCUUCUCCCGACAGCGCUGAGAGGUAUCAGAAAUCUUGGCUUUGCCACAAAUGAAAGUUUAAGCCACCCUUAAGAUUUGGGAAAGUGUGGUUAUCUGAGCUCUUCACAAAGGACAGAUUCACAAAGAAACAGCGCUCAAGGAUGGAGGGAAUGAUGUCUGGGCUUUUACUGUCGGGCAAAGUGAUGACUUGACCCAGUGAUGACAGUAAAGAAUGCUCACCCGAAAUGUCAGUCUGUCCCCUGCAUUAAAUGAAUAUAGACCAUGUCUGGCUUUUGGCUGUCAGUUUAUGUGAGUUUAUUUACAGUAUGACAUAUGAGAUUCAUUUAUUUCAACUACACUGAUUUUAAAAAUUCAUGUGGCUUGUUCAGGAGUAUGAGUAAUGAAAUUACUCAAAAUCCAAAAAAUGGAGAAUCUUGAUAAUAUACACACUACCAGUCAAAAGUUUUUGAACAGUAAGAUUCAGUAAGACGUCUUUUUCUGCUCACCAAGCCUGCAUCCAAAGUACAGCAAAAACAGUACAAUUUUAAAAUAUUUUUACUAUUUAAAAUAACUGUUUUCAGUUUGAAUUAUGAAUAUUUUAAAAUAUUUUACUCCAGUCUUCAGUGUCACAUGAUCCUUCAGAAGUCAUUCUAAUAUGCUGAUUUGCUGUUCAAGAAACAUUUAUUAUUAUUAUUUAUUAUUAACAGUUGAGAUUUUUUCAGGAUUCUUUCAGAAAAAAUCUUUUGUAACAUAAUACAGUAUAUAUUUUUAGCAAGGAUGCCUUAAAGUGAUCAAAAGUGGUGAUAAAUACAUGUAUGAUGUUAUAAAAGAUUUCUAUUUUAGAAAAAUAUAUAUUCAGUUGUUUUUAACAUAAUAACAAUAAAUGUUUUUGAAAAGAAAAUCUGAAUAUUAAAAUGAUUUCUUUUAAAUCAGGCUUGGUGAGCGGAAGAGACUUCUUUAAAAAACAUUAAAAAUCAUCUGUUCAAAAACUUUUGACUGGUAGUGUAUACAGUAGUGCAUAUACUGUAUAUAUAAAUGUCUGUGAAUAAAUACAUAAAGAACUUAGAGAGAGAUUUCAAUGUUUUAACGUGAAGUUUUUUAACAAUUCAGUGUUAAACUUGAAUAAACACUGUCAUUUGAGACUUUUUUGUCUGUUUAAGUUUCAUAAGAUUUAUAAGAAAAUUAUAAAUUAUAAAAACACAUUGUAUUUUUG
Molecule: messenger RNA, 2376 nt
Organism: Labeo rohita (rohu)
Lineage: Eukaryota; Metazoa; Chordata; Actinopteri; Cypriniformes; Cyprinidae
Gene: htr5aa
Product: 5-hydroxytryptamine (serotonin) receptor 5A, genome duplicate a
Exons: 3
Coding region: 169-1203 (344 amino acids)
Biological process (GO): adenylate cyclase-activating adrenergic receptor signaling pathway
Cellular component (GO): plasma membrane
Molecular function (GO): G protein-coupled serotonin receptor activity
Source: RefSeq, a predicted model, not a curated record